Mercenaria mercenaria is the source of this 2576-nucleotide messenger RNA. RefSeq lists its product as uncharacterized. The annotation marks the transcript as partial. The transcript has 3 exons. The record is from RefSeq and is a predicted model, not a curated record. NCBI's taxonomy places the organism in Eukaryota, Metazoa, Mollusca, Bivalvia, Venerida, Veneridae. Gene Ontology annotation, molecular function: zinc ion binding.
AUUGAUGUAGAUAAAGCUAAAGUGUGUGAUUUGAGGCAAUAUUUACGACAGCGUGGUUUACCUGUGUCGGGGUCAAAGCAUGAACUUAUUCAAAGGGCAAAAGGUGCUGACGAAAUUGGAAAACGGACACUCGAAGAGACUAGAAUCGCCGAUGAGAACUUCGCGGCUGUGCGAAGGGAAAACAGACUUGUAUCCCCGUUAGGAGAGUCCCUUCCUGAACAUUCAACAUUGAAAAGUGGUUGGACAAGAGAUGUAACCCAAAUUCCUCAAUUCACGAACGACGAUCUGUACAAUUAUCUUCAGAUAUAUGAUCUGUUAAUUACUGUGUGUGCUCUACCUGAUCUUGUGCUGAAUGAUUCCAGAACAUUUGACAAUAAGCCAAUAAAUGCCAAAAAACAAUUGAAAGCUAAAGUAUUUUACACGGACAGACAUCUUCAUUCUGUUGAGUUUCAUGAAAUAAACAGGACUAUUUCACAUUGCUAUGUCAGAGCAAAAGUGUUGAAAUCUCUGCCAGGAAUGUCCAAUAAAGAAAACAAAUUCGAAUACAGAGUUUGGACAUGUCUGUCUAAAAUAUCUGGUCGUGUACAUGCUGCUGGAUGUGAAUGCGAUGCUGGAGAAGGGGAGUCGUGCAAUCAUGUGGCGGCACUGAUGUAUGCUUUGGUUGAUGUGUCAGAGAAGAAAAAAGAAGGGCUCCAUGCUGUUACAUCCAAAGAAUGCCUUUGGAAUCAACCUCGAUCGAGAAAACUUAGUCCAAAAAAAGUUAAUGAUUUAGUUUUUAAAAAACAGAAAUUUAACACAAAUGAAUCAACAAAAGUAAAACUAGAAAAUAGUAGUAGUUUGAAAAGAAGUGUAGAACCAGUUAACUUAGAACGAUUUUGCAAUAAACUACAGAAGUGCAAUCCCUAUGCUGGAUUUUUAUUGUCCCAGCCUGCUACAAUAAAAAAAUUUCAAAGACCAAAUAGUCAUAACACAACCAGUGAAGUCAGUGACUUGGGACUUUCACCACCACCAUUUAUGUAUAGAGAUUGUGUCAAUACUAGGGAUGAAAAAGUACAAAUCGCAUUCAAAAAUUAUUUGGAGAAACUCUGUGUUACAAGUGAAAAAUGUGUUUUAAUAGAGCAAUCCACAAGAAAACAACUUAAAAAUCAUAACUGGAAAAUUGCGCGUGCAGACAGAUUGACAUCGUCAAAUUUUGGUUUGAUAUGUAAAAGAAGGGACGACACACCUCCAGAUUCAAUGUUAAAGACAGUUUUAGGUUAUACAGAUUUUGAUUGUGCGAGUGUGAAAUGGGGAAGAACUCACGAACCAGCGGCCCGUCGUUUCUAUUUGAAAAAUGCUCGACAACAGCAUAGUGAAAUUACAGUGACUGAAUGUGGGUUUAUUGUUUGUACUGAUUAUCCAUACCUAGGAUGCAGUCCAGAUGGAAUGAUUCAUUGUCCACAUUAUAUGGAUAACAAAGAUGGUGUUCUCGAAAUCAAAUGUCCUUACAAAUACAGAAUGGAAUCCCCACUAAGUGCUGCACAAAACAAAGAUUUCUUUUGUGAACUUGUAAAUGGUGAAUUAAAAUUGAAACGGAACCAUCCCUAUUACUUUCAGGUACAAGGACAAAUGGCAGUCACACAUCGGAAAUGGUGUGAUUUUUUUGUAUGGACUUUAAAUGGAUAUUCGGUUGAGAGAAUUCAAUUUGACUUUGAUUUCUGGCAAAAAAUGCAUGAGAAGCUUACAUCUUUUUUCAUGCAGUUUGUAAUACCAGAAAUAUUUACAAGACGUGUCAAACGCGGGAAGUGUCUAUUAUAAAUAUUAUGAAUAAUAUAUAUAUAUAUAGUGACAGUGCUUUGUUGUGUCCGAUAGUUUAUUUUGUUGAUGUACCAGUAUUAAUUAACAGUGUUUAAUCAGAUUGGGUCAAUUAAUGGAGUUAAUCAAAAUUUUCACAACUAAUCAUUUUCACUUUUAUGUGUUCAUUAAGUUAUGAAUGCAUUUCAUAUUUCUUACAGGAAGAACUGUGCAAUUUGAUUUUCCUAUCCUGGUUGCAUAACCAAGGAAUAUUUAAAUUAUUAGCUCUAGUCAGUACUUGUACUAAAUUUGACAAAGAUUUGCAUUAACAAAUAUAUAUCUCAAGUACAUUAAACUUUUCUUUUGUUACAGGUAGGAUCAGAUGCAAAUGUAAAACUAGAAAUUAUAUUGAAAUCUAGAGAACCAGUACCAUGAACUGUUGAAAGGGUUGCUCAUCAAAAAGAUACUGACUUAAUGGCAAACAGUGCAGAUUUUGAUCAGACUGCACAGAUGUGCAGGCAGAUCAUGAUCUGCACUGGUCACAAAGGCAGAAUCAGCAUGAUAAGGGUUAAUAUCACAUUCAUUUCUUUAUAGUAUACUACAUUUAUCCUAAUUAUGAAUGAGCACAACUUCAUGGUCUGCAGGGUCACCUUUGAUGUGACUUGACAUAUUGCAUUUUUGCCAGCAAUUGUGAGUUUGUUUAAAAAUGUUCCUGAAUUUAAAUUAAUUGCUUUUAAUAUGUGUAAUUCAUGAUGAAUUUUAAAGAUGUAACAUGUAAAUAUUAAAAUAUUAUGUUUUCUAUA